CUGAGUGGCAGUAACCCUACUUUCUUUUCCCCACAGAUUGAGUUCUCCUGAUUUCCCGUUGUUGUGUCAGUUUGUCUGCAGGUUCGUGCUGAAGGUGUGUGCAGUCUUUCAUCAUGAAAACAUCAAAGGAAGCAGUUCAAAAAGCCGCGAGAGAGUUUCUUUAUUUCGUUAAUCGUGGAGUCUCGCCGUAUCAUGUGGUUGAAGAAUGCAAGACUCGUCUCUUAAAAGCUGGCUAUAAAGAGCUAAAGGAAUCCGAACACUGGGAUAUCAAACCAGCAAACCUGUACUUUGUUACCCGGAACUACUCCACCAUCAUCGCCUUUGCUGUGGGCGGCCUGUACAAACCAGGCAACGGCUUCUCCAUUAUUGGAGCCCACACGGAUAGCCCCUGUCUGAGAGUGAAGCCACGCUCCAGGAAGACUAAGUCAGGCUGCCUGCAGGUUGGUGUAGAGUGCUACGGUGGGGGAAUCUGGAACACAUGGUUCGACAGGGAUCUGACCGUUGCUGGCCGUGUCAUGGUUCGGGAUGGGGAUAAGUUAGUGCAUCGUCUCGUGCAUGUCCACCGGCCCAUCUUGAGGAUCCCCCAUCUGGCCAUUCACCUGCAGAGAGAUGUCAAUGAUUCGUUUGGCCCUAACAAGGAGAACCAUCUUGUACCUUUCCUGGCCACUGCUGUUCAGGAGGAGCUAGAGACCGGUGCUCCUGCUGCUGCUUCUAGUGAUGCCUGCAAUGCAGCAUCUACAGCAGAGAAACACCACCCCGCUCUGGUCCGGCUGCUCUGUAAUGAGUUAAAGGUUAACUCUGAUGUGCUGCUGGAUUUUGAGCUGUGUCUGGCAGACACACAGCCAGCGGCACUAGGAGGUGUGUAUGAAGAGUUUAUUUUUUCUCCUCGUCUGGACAACCUUCACAGUUGCUUCUGUGCUCUGACUGCUCUGAUAGACUCCAGCACUGCUGCCUCUCUCUCAGGAGACCCAAAUAUCCGUAUGGUCACUCUGUAUGACAACGAAGAGGUGGGGUCAGAGAGUGCCCAGGGCGCCAUGUCAAACCUGACUGAGCUCAUCCUGCGUCGCCUGGCAACCAGCCAAGAAAAUCUGACUGCCUUUCAAGAGGCCAUGCCUCUGUCCUUCAUGAUCAGUGCUGACAUGGCUCAUGCUCUGCACCCAAACUACCAAGAUAAGCAUGAAGAGAAUCACAGGCCAGCUUUCCAUCAGGGUCCAGUCAUAAAGUUUAACAGCAACCAGCGUUAUGCCACCACUGCUGUAACUGCCUCCAUCAUACGAGAAGUUGCAUCUAAGAUGAAUGUGCCUCUUCAGGAUGUUAUGGUGCGGAAUGACAGUCCUUGUGGAACAACCAUUGGGCCCAUCUUGUCUGCGCGGCUUGGAAUUCCAGUGCUGGAUAUUGGUGCUCCGCAGCUGGCGAUGCACUCCAUCAGAGAGAUGUGCUGCACCUCUGGGGUUCUCCAGACCAAGACUCUAUUCAAGGGCUUCUUCGAGCACUUCCCUUCCGUGAGAAAAAUGGUUGUGGUGGACUAGAGUGUGCUGCUGUGGUACAGCAAAAACUAUACGGGUGGCCAGAUGAAAGAAAAUCAGAAUCUCUUCAUCUCUGUGUAAUGAUGUACUUUGGGUAAUUAACCAUUUUGGAAUUUGGAAUCUACUCCAUCUUGGUCUACUCCAAUGUAAAAGCCUUUUUGGUUGAUAGAACUUUUUUAUAAGAAUGCAAUCGUGUAUUUACUUCAAGCACAGCAGUUACAUGGACUAGAAUGAGCACUGUUUGACUCUCUGGUCUAUCUACCUGGUUCCUAAAUCUUUGCCUGUUUUCCAUUUUAAGCAGAAUGAAAUUGUAAAAGAUAAUAAAAUAAUAUUGAAUUUUA
Molecule: messenger RNA, 1867 nt
Organism: Clarias gariepinus (North African catfish)
Lineage: Eukaryota; Metazoa; Chordata; Actinopteri; Siluriformes; Clariidae
Gene: dnpep
Product: aspartyl aminopeptidase
Exons: 15
Coding region: 114-1529 (471 amino acids)
Biological process (GO): proteolysis
Molecular function (GO): zinc ion binding; aminopeptidase activity
Source: RefSeq, a predicted model, not a curated record